CCCAGUCUGUAUUGUGUCUGUGGGUGAAGUCUGAGGAGAACCACUAAAUCUACAAACCUUAACCAGUGUUUGUCCGGGACUCAUUUCCAAAACAAGCCGUGACAUGGAGGUCAGCGCAGAGGCCAAGAGGAUCAUGGUGGUGGCUUUGGGGAAACUGUACAGCUCCCGCACCCAGAGAGGGGGUCUCCGUCUUCACCGAAGCCUCCUGCUGACUCUGGUGAUGAAAUCCGCCCGGGACAUGUACCAUGCGGCCCAGGCGACGGCGGAGAGUGUUGCCCCGGUGUGUGAACAGCAGCCCACCAUGGAGGUGACCACGGAGCCUGCAGGUGCUCAAAUGGAGCUCCAGGGUGCCACCGAAACACCUCGGACUUUACCCGGAGAGGAGGUCGCGGCCUCCCCCACAGAGCUCCGCCACGACGCGGACAACAAGGAGAACAUGUCCCCGACUGGCCCGACACAGCAGUCCAGGAAGAGACGGGGCAAAGCGGCUGUGGAGCCGGACUUCCUCCCGUGCAAGAAAGCAAAACUUGAGCAACAGCAUCUCAUUGUAAAUACAGUUUUGCUGGACUAUGUGAACUGCAGCAGUGAGCUGGGAGCCCCCCCUGCCCCCAUGCCUCUACACAGAGCCAUUGCAGCGUGUUGAAAACCUGCGCGGAUUAAAGGCUAUAAACUUUUCGACACGUCCUGGGAGCCUGAACGCACCGUCAGAGGGCCUCUUACCGGGAAAAUCGGAACAAGGUGUCCUGGAGCGUGACUCUGAACAAGCCCGGACUUGUCACAGGAAUCACGGAAGUUGAUGUGUAGUAGUCCCGGUGACUUUUGGCCUAGUUAUUGGCCACAGCUCGCAGGAAGGACCGGCUUCAGCUGGCCAGAGGCGGAACUAAAGAGACUGGUUGAUCUGAAUGAGCUGCCUUCAUGAACUCUCACAGCUCAGAAUACAUUUUACAAGUGUGGGGACCAGAGAUGACACAAUGUUGGAGAUAUGUUGAUAAUAUCAAAUGUAAAACAUUCAAUGACAACUACCUCAGUAUUUAUUAAACUUUUUUUUGUACUUAAAAUGAA
Molecule: messenger RNA, 1062 nt
Organism: Epinephelus fuscoguttatus (brown-marbled grouper)
Lineage: Eukaryota; Metazoa; Chordata; Actinopteri; Perciformes; Serranidae
Gene: ier2a
Product: immediate early response 2a
Exons: 1
Coding region: 104-643 (179 amino acids)
Source: RefSeq, a predicted model, not a curated record